Messenger RNA from Arctia plantaginis, 1323 nucleotides. NCBI's taxonomy places the organism in Eukaryota, Metazoa, Arthropoda, Insecta, Lepidoptera, Erebidae. The record is from the annotation of a GenBank genome assembly.
AUGGCCAAUACAGAUUUAUCCAGUGAUAGUGACGGUCCUAUAAUAGACGAUAAUGUGAUUCGCAUUCAAUUAAGGAAACCAAAACAAAAUAAAUGGGAAUUGCGAACACGAAAUCUCUCCCCUGGAAUAAAAUUUCCAACUGUACAACUUUUUGAUUCAGACGGUAAUCUUCUAGUCGAAACAAAUGAUGACAAUGUCUCCAUAAAGAGCUCUGAUUUUGACGAUAUUUCGUUUAAAUCAAGUAAGUCGUUAAAAGAAAAAGAUUUUCGACAUCUGAUCUUCAAAAGGCCUAUUAAAAAGAACAACACAAUUUCGGGAGACAAAGUGUAUACUCGCGUUUACAAGACGUGUGUUGCGACAAACGAUGACUGUAGGAAAAAUGACAAAAGUUUUAAUAUACGAGAUAGUAACAGUGUGGUAAACAUUCCUUGUAAACUGACAGUAAACAACUACACUAAUUUACAAGCAAAUAGCUUAGAAACCACGCCUUUUCAGUCCGAAGGGCUCAGUGAAAUAAGUAGUUACAAAAGUUCAGACAACGAAACUUGCGGUCAAAUAAAUCAAACAACCAAAACAGACAAAGAAAUUUCUACGAAAUGUUAUGAAAAUUCCAAAAACGCUCUUAAUACUCCGCUUACGUCUUUGUCCUCACUAAACAAUAGUGAUCAAAUAGUUGAUAACGUUUUAUCUAAUGAAGAAAAUGAACCUGAUAUGUCCCUCCAUAAAUCCAAAUCAUUUAAUGACACGGCUUUAAGAAACUGUGUAAAAGGAUUUCGCAGUGAUGUUUUGCCGCGUUCUAAAUCUGGUGUUGUAUACAACCCUCCUCACAAUAAAAUAUCCUUCCUGAAUACUUACUUAAAAAGCUUACAGGCUCGAGUGAGCCUUAAUCCGGAUUGGUUUACAUCACAUCGGCGACGAAUUGACAAUCCUCCUAACUCCCAUAUAACGUCAGAGCGUCACAAAAUUACAAAAUCCGCCAAAGAAAACAUGUACCACGUGUGUAAAACUGAAGAUAUAAUGUCAGACAGUGAAUACAUUAAUGUAUCAACCGAUGAUGCAGCUAAUUGUGAAAUGAAAAAGCGUCUUAAAAUGUACAGACGUGGUAUAUCAGAAAUAGCGCCUAAGUACAAAAUCACAAAUAUAUUUACGAAAAAGAGAAGACAUUCUGUAAGUGGCACGUUUCAAGUUGUUCAUACUUCCUCUUCAGAGAGUGUGGAUGAAGCUGACGUAGUACUUAACCGCUUGAAGAGGAGGAUACUCAGAAAUAAGUUCAGAGAGAAAAGACGGAGCCUCGGUGCGAAGUUUCAAUUCGGUAAGUGUUAG